AUGAUAAAUAAAAGCAGUAACGCGAGGACUAGACACUGCGGUUCGAGCAUGUUUAACCAUGUCCCGUUAUCUGCACACAUUAAAUACCCCACCCAACAACUAGUGUUCUUCAAUAUCUACUUCAUACUUGUCGUGACAUGUCUCUCUGCUGAUACAGUUAAUUCUAACACUACAAAUAUGAACAAACAUUUCAAUGAUAAAGGUGUAAAGUACUUCAAUACGAAACAGAACGAUGCUCCCGACGAAAACUAUGAAGAUCGAGACCCCUCACAUGCAGACGUCAAUUUCGAUACUAACCCCUACUACAAUAGUGAAAAUUUUCUACAUUUGAAUACUAAAUUUUACAAUAGUGAAAAUAAUGCGUAUAGUAAUUAUGAAGACUAUAAAAAGUUCUAUCUAAAUCCUUCGCAUCCAGUCCCCAAGUCUAACUUUAAGUUUAAAAUAAGUAGUAGGAUAGUUCAGACUAAAUAUGGAAAAUUACAGGGGAUAGUUUUGGCUAUGGACGAGCACAGAUAUUUGAGUCCGCUUGAGGUUUUUUUGGGCGUACCGUACGCUACACCGCCAGUUGGAUCCAACAGGUUCAGCCCAACACGAACGCCAUCCCCAUGGGACGGAGUGCGUGUAUCCGACAGACCCGGUCCUGCCUGCCCGCAGAAACUACCAGACAUGGAUGAUGAAAGGACCAUAUUAGAGAAAAUGCCUAAAGGCAGACUAGAAUAUAUGAAAAGACUGAUUCCCUAUCUUAAGAAUCAAAGUGAAGAUUGCCUAUAUUUAAACAUAUUUGCUCCAUUGCAAAUGGAUGAAACGAAACUAGCAUUGCCUGUGCUGGUGUACAUCCAUGGUGAGAGCUACUCCUCAAGUUCCAGUCACCCAUACGAUGGAGCUGUACUCGCCAGCUAUACAGACCUCAUCGUCGUGACCUUGAACUUUCGGCUUGGAGUCCUUGGCUUUCUCAACGCAAAUCCGGCGCCGCAUCUAAAAGCAAGGGUUGCAAACUACGGCCUGAUGGAUCAGAUAGCGGCCUUACAUUGGGUGCAGCAGAACAUAGCCCUGUUUGGAGGCGAUCCAACCAACAUAACACUAAUGGGGCACGGUUCAGGGGCUGCUUGCAUCAACUUCCUCAUGAUAUCACCUACUGUUAUGCCCGGUUUAUUCCAUAGAGCGAUCCUUUUAUCCGGGUCAGCACUUAGUUCGUGGGCUAUUGUAGACGACCCAGUGUACUAUUCACUGAAACUAGCGAAACAUAUGAAUUGUAGCAUACCGGAUGACCUCUCGAAAGAUCACGAAGUAAUAGUGGACUGCCUAAGGGAAGCGACAAUAGAAGAGUUACUGUCAGCAGACAUAUCCCCUCCCAACUUUUUAACUGCAUUUGGACCUUCAGUUGAUGGAGUGGUCAUAAAGACGGAUUUUGCAAAAGACUUCCUCACUAUGUAUUCCACUGGAGAUUUCCCAAGUUUUGGGCCCCUAAACAACAUGAAUAUUAACCUAAAUGUUCAUAAGAAAAGAAGUGAUAGCGGCAGGAGAUUGUUUCAAAAUAAAUACGAUUUGUUGUUCGGAGUUGUUACCAGUGAAGCGCUGUGGAAAUUCUCGGCUCAUGAUGUGCAAAAUGGGAUUGAGCCAGAUAAAAGGGAUCGGAUGUUAAGAACAUACGUGAGAAACUCCUACACUUACCACUUGAGCGAGAUAUUCUACACAAUCGUCAACGAGUACACGGAUUGGGAAAGAACGGUAGAGAAUCCAAUCAAUACGAGGGAUGCGACUGUAGCAGCUUUAUCGGAUGCUCAGUACGUGGCCCCUUUGGUUCAAAGUGGAGAUCUUCUUAGUGGAGGGCCAAAGCCGGCUCCGAACGAUGAAGAUGGUCCACGAAGACCUACGAAAACAUUCUUCUACGUGUUUGACUAUCAAACCAAGGACGGUUUUUAUCCUCAGAGAAUGGGAGCAGUCCAUGGCGAGGAGUUGCCUUACGUCCUUGGGGCUCCUCUGGUGGAUGGGUUCGGUCACUUCCCUCAGAACUACACCAAGUCUGAAGUUGCUUUGUCGGAAUCCAUUAUGCUGUUCCUGGCCAAUUUUGUGAAAACUGGAAACCCCAACGACAACGCGCGACAAGAGUCCCUGCUGCCAGCGUCGAGAGAGAGAAAUAAAUUCAGAGGUAUAAAUUGGGAAGAAUACGACUCCACACACCAAAAAUACUUGGAAAUAGGUAUGAAACCUCGCCUCAAGAACCACUACCGAGCACACCAACUUUCCGUUUGGCUUCGCUUAGUUCCUGAACUCCACAGAGCCGGGAUGGAAGACGUAGCCGCACGCCACAAUCUAUUCAAAAACCACAACGAGCAGGAUCUGUACGAAGGCAUCGUCAGACCGGAUCCAUUGGCGAGAAACAUCAACGAUAAUGAUGCAAUCAGACGAACUAACGGUUCAGUGUAUACCGACACAGCCCUAACGACUGUUGAUACGAUACUGGCGACGUGCGCCACAAUACUGCCGGGAAGAGAUCUGCAAACAUUGAACGCUACUGAAAACACUCUGGCUAAUUUAGAAGCGGCCGGCUACGCCGCGUAUUCGACGGCUUUAAGUGUAACAAUAGCAAUAGGGUGCUCCCUACUGAUUUUGAACGUCCUAAUUUUCGCUGGAGUUUAUUAUCAGAGAGAUAAGUCUAGAUCUCGUGGUAAACAGCAGCGGUUUAAUGAAAAACAUUUUGAGACUAUUUCUGGAAAGCAUUCGCAUUAUCACAUGGAUCCAACUCAUGCUCCAAGUUUAGUGGUGGACGUUGAAAGACAAAAUAGGAAGAAGCAUAUGAUGAGUUCAGACCAUAUCGCGAAUUUAAACUUCAAGGGACCGUUGGAUGUUCCCAAGUCUCCACCGAGUCCUACGCUAAGCAUGGACAACAUGAUGUUGCCAAGUAAACUCGGGAGCAGAAGCAACAGUUUUAGAAUACCUAACGUGAGCUACCCGCAGAUGGGUUACGCGACUAUGCCAAAGAAUUUGAGCCAGUUUAAUAACUCACCGCCUUUGCAAGAGUUACGGCAACAGAAAUUCCAGCCUCCGAACGGAUCGACGGCUCAGAACUCCCCGGGGAGGGAGGCGGAGGCGAGGGGGGCACACGCAACCCUGCGAAGAGGGAAGGCCUCCCUUCACUCGAACCUCCCGCAAGCCGCCAUUGACGAAAUGAGAGUGUGA
Spodoptera littoralis (African cotton leafworm) is the source of this 3180-nucleotide messenger RNA. The record is from the annotation of a GenBank genome assembly. NCBI's taxonomy places the organism in Eukaryota, Metazoa, Arthropoda, Insecta, Lepidoptera, Noctuidae.